UAUCGCAGGCUGAAAGGUAGAGGACUGCGGAACUCCCUCCCAGACGGAGCACAAAGUGAGAACGUUCUCCUGCAGAACCACCCAUUCAAACACCAGGCAGUGAGAAGAACCUCUCGCUGUUGCUUUAAGUAUCUAUCUGACGGAUUUGACCCCGCACCACAGAGAAAUUAUUAAUUUUUAAUCAAACAGCCCUGGAAGUAAGAUGCUGUCUCUACUUCUCCUUCUUUCGUUGUGUCUGAUGAAGCUGGUUUGGAGCCUAACACCGUUGGCUGUGGUUGUGCCUCAGGACCCUAUUCUGACCAUUGGGUCAUCACUGACUGCCAUGUGUAUUGUGAACUCUGAGGCUAACGAGGACGCCCAGGGUCUGUACUGGACACUGAAUGGCGAGAGGCUUCCUGCAGACUUGUACAAUCCAGUGAAUAACAGCGCACUGAAGGUGACACUUCAUGGCCUGAACGGCUCACGGCAACAAUCUGGUGAUAACCUGUUGUGUCACCGUAGCGACAACAGGGUUCUGGCUGGCUCAUGUCUCUAUGUGGGCUUUCCCCCUGAAAAACCUACCAACAUUACCUGCUGGUCAAAGAAUACCAAGGAUCUCACCUGUAAAUGGACCCCAGGGGGUGAGGGUGAAUCCUUUCUUCAUACCAACUAUACACUGAAGUACAAGUUACGCUGGUACGGUAAGGAGAACGAGUGCCAGGAGAUGGCCAGAGCUGGACCAAACUCUUGCUACAUUCCCAAGGAUCUUGCCCUCUUCACUCCGUAUGAAAUCUGGGUUGAGGCAUCAAACAAACUGGGGACUGCAGCUUCUGACAUCCUCUCUCUGGACAUCCUGGACGUGGUUACCACGGAUGCUCCAUUUGAUGUUCAGGUGAACCGUGUUGGUGAUCUGGAGGACCAGCUCAGUGUCCGUUGGAGCUCUCCGCCUGCAUUGAGAGAUUUCCUCUUUCAGGCCAAGUAUCAGAUCCGGUAUCGUGUGGAGGACAGCACGGAAUGGAAGGUAGUGGAUGACAUUGGAAACCAGACCCUGUGCCGAUUGGCAGGGUUGCGACCGGGCACUGUUUAUUUUGUGCAGGUGCGUUGUAACCCCGUUGGCAUUUACGGUUCAAGGAAAGCUGGGAUUUGGAGUGAAUGGAGCAUUCCCACAGCUGCCUCCACACCCCGGAACGAGAGAUCGAGUGGCACGUGUUACCAGAAGAGUGGGGAGAGCAGCUCCAAUCUGCGGCGUGAGCUCAAGCAGUUUUUUGGCUGGGUUAAGAAGCACGCCUAUGGGUGUACCGCUCUGAACAUCAAACUGUAUGACCAAUGGCGUGUGUGGUUGCAGAAAUCGCACAAGACACGGAACCAGCCAUCAUUGACUCUUCCGCCCUUUCUCUUCUCCCAGAACCAAGAAGUCGCCGUUUUUGUCGGACUGCAGGAAGGUGAGUGAGAUUAAGCUGAUUCUCCAGGCCGGUAACUCCAGAAAUUAUUCUUCAAAAGGACAGACGCCUUAGGGGGAGUGAGGAUUGGUCUUUGAACCAAAAUGAAUGUGUGAAGCAGUCAUCACAACCCUUGAUCCUUAUUGUUAGUCAUAGAGCAGUUACAAACCCUCCCAUAGGUGUAUCCAUUCAUUCAUUAAAGAAAGAUACAGGAGAUGAUUUAGUGACAUCAAGUGUUUAGACACUGACAGUUCCCCUCAGCAAUCUAUGAUCAAAUCCAUCACAGGGGUUGAAGGCCAUUCCUCUUUUAACUGCUGGUCAACAUUUCAUAUUCAAUAAUUUUGUCUUUCAGUUGUGUUUUCAGAAUCUUAGCACCCUUAUCUCUUUAUUUCUUGCUCCUAACAUCUGUUUGUGUAGUUUGGUGUUAGUUUUUAUUUUGUAAAACCCUUGUGAUGUCUGUUAGAGAGUACUUAAAGGUGUUGUACAAAUGUCAAGUGUUGUUAAAUAGUCCAAAAUCUUAGCAGGAUAAAGUAUUCAAAGUUCCCAGGAAGUAAAUGGCAUGGAGCAUUGGAAAAUCCACCCAGUACAUGGAACAAUGCCUUUAAGUAUGAACGCAAAAAGCAACUGAAUCAAAAUAUAUGGGAUUAAUCAUUUAUUUACUUUAUAAUAAACCUGGCACAACAUUUAA
This is a messenger RNA of Rhincodon typus (whale shark), 2106 nucleotides long. RefSeq names its product cytokine receptor-like factor 1b (gene crlf1b). Gene Ontology annotation, biological process: cytokine-mediated signaling pathway. The record is from RefSeq and is a predicted model, not a curated record. NCBI's taxonomy places the organism in Eukaryota, Metazoa, Chordata, Chondrichthyes, Orectolobiformes, Rhincodontidae. Gene Ontology annotation, cellular component: external side of plasma membrane. Gene Ontology annotation, molecular function: protein binding; cytokine receptor activity. The transcript is spliced from 9 exons. The coding region runs from base 203 to 1429 and encodes 408 amino acids.